Cannabis sativa is the source of this 1659-nucleotide messenger RNA. RefSeq lists its product as uncharacterized. The coding region runs from base 67 to 681 and encodes 204 amino acids. Lineage: Eukaryota; Viridiplantae; Streptophyta; Magnoliopsida; Rosales; Cannabaceae. Gene Ontology annotation, cellular component: nucleus. The record is from RefSeq and is a predicted model, not a curated record. The transcript is spliced from 6 exons.
UUGGAUAUCUACGUGUGCGUAGGUAUCAGCAUCAGCAUCACAAAAAAUUCGAGUUCGAGUUCGACAAUGGAGUUUGAAAAGCAGUCAGCUCAACCAGAUUCUGCAGUUGUGAAGGACCAUGAAACCGCCACCACAAACCAAGAAGAAGAAGGUGAUAUUUACAAGCUUCUACUCCCUGACUUUAGGGACCUUCCUCAUACUCCUCCAUCCGCUGUUCAAUCAAACUUUAUUUCCUAUUUCGCUCCAGAUUUUUUGAAGCCAGGACACGAUCAGUACGUUUAUCGUCACGCAAAUGGAUUGUGUGUGAUUGGUUUGGCUACGACGCAUGUGGCUUUUAAGGACGAAGGAGGUAUCACAGCCGUUGAUUUUAAUGUUGGGAAAUCUAAUCGAAGUGAGAUCAAAGUCACUGGAAAACGGAAGAAGAAUGCUCAACCUUUAGAGCCAAAUUCGGCUCUCUUUAAAGUUUUCACCAAGAACAACUCUUACAUUGUGAGGUGUUGCGUGAAAGGCUCAUUACUGGAAGUAAAUGACAAAUUAAUCAAGCAGCCACACUUGCUUAAUUCGUUGGCAGAUAGAGAGGGCUAUAUUGGCAUUAUCAUGCCAAGACCAGCAGAUUGGCUCAAGAUCAAGGAUUCUUUAAUGGGUUCCGAGGAGUAUAAAAAACUUAGAGAAAUUUGCUAGUCCAAAACGAGAAAUGCUAAUAAAGGGCAUCCGCUAAUAAUGUAGUUUAGUAUUGAGUUUCAUCAUAUAUUCUAAUUUAAAGAAAGUAGAAUAAGUAGAACCUCUUGGUCAAUUGCAUUUAAAAUAUGGUGAUGUAGUUGGCAUGGUGUCUUGUAGCAAUUCUCUUUAAGAAAAUCUAUAAGUGAAACUUUGCUCCCGCAUCCUAUUGGCUUAGAAAUUUAGUCAAACGAAAGCCAUAAGUAUAUAUUGUCAUUAUCCUUUUGUUAUGCUGUUGAUGUACUUUUUUCUAUACAUAUUCUAACAGAUGAAAGUAUUUUAUUUUAAUUGUUUAUGAAGAUAAGUAAUCAUUUUCUUUGUAUUAUUAAAGUUACAAAAUAAUGACUAAAUUUAUUAUAAUGUAACGCAAAGCAAAGGUCUAAUUGUCUAAAGGUGUGGCAUUGCACCAAUAAAAAUUUGUAAAUUAGGAGAAGGGUCAACUGUUGAGAUAGAGUAUCGAGAAAAUGUUGUAUAAAUAGUAGAUUGUAGUGAAAUAACUUCUAUCAUAUACUCAUGUCAUUAAAACAAUAAAAAAUAAGAAAUCAAUCGUAAGACUUAUUUGGACAGUUUUACCGUACAGGACAUGAAAUCAAAGAGGCCUAAUAAGUCCAUUCAUUCAGCUUGUCUCAUUCAUUAUUGACUAGCUAUAAUUUCUUGAAUUACUAGCCUUCUGGACCGGUUUAUGGUUAGUAAACAAAGGUAUAUGUGGUGUUCAAGCUCUUCUAGUUGCUCCAAAAAGCUAGAAUCCUGAGCUUGAAACUCCUUGACAACCUCCUUCAAAAGCUCAAACUUGUUACUCCUCACGCAUAUAUCAGCCACAGAUUUCUUGUGCUCCACCUCAUUUUGUAACCUUCUCACCAUCUGACUCAUCGUAUCAAAAUCAUUGAUCAAUAUAAAAACCCCUUUUGCAGCCACAUCAAGCUGCUCACCAACCCCACCUCC